Molecule: messenger RNA, 1911 nt
Organism: Aureococcus anophagefferens
Lineage: Eukaryota; Pelagophyceae; Pelagomonadales; Pelagomonadaceae
Exons: 2
Coding region: 20-1882 (620 amino acids)
Biological process (GO): protein modification by small protein conjugation; C-terminal protein lipidation; autophagy of mitochondrion
Cellular component (GO): cytoplasm; phagophore assembly site
Molecular function (GO): Atg12 activating enzyme activity; Atg8 activating enzyme activity
Source: RefSeq, a predicted model, not a curated record
GACCGCUUCUCGAGGCACAAUGACGGAGUUCGAGACGCUGCGCUUCGCGCCCUUCUCGAGCGCGCCGAAGGUGGCCUUCUGGCAGGCCGUCGGCGACGCGAAGCUGCGCGACUGGCGCCUCGACGACGGCGCGCGGGCCAUCACCGGCGCCUACUGGCCCGGCUCGUCGUCCGGCGGCGGCGCGCGCCUCGAGCUCGGCGCGUCGUCGGUGAGCGGCGGCGCCGGCCCGGAGGGCGCGCUCGCGGCGCCGGGCCGCCUGACGCUCGUCAACACCGUGGAGGCGUUCCGGUCGCGGGACAAGAACGCGUUCCUCGCGGACGCCGCUGCCGCGCUCGCGGACGCCAUGGACUCGGGCGCGGCCUGGGAGCGGCCGGAGGUGCUCGCGGGCUUUGAGGUCCUGGCGUUCGCGGACCUGAAGACGCAGAAGUUCGUCUACUGGUUCGCGUUCCCGGCGCUCGCGCUCGACCCCGCCGCGCGGCUCGCGAAAAGCGAACCGCUCGCGAGCCUCGGCGGCGACGUCGCCGACCGGCUCGUCGCCGAGGCGCUCGCGUCCGUGGCCUUCGCCUUCGACCCGGCGACGAACACCAUCCUCACGCUCGCGGCCGCGGCGGCGGUCGACGACGCGCCGAGGACGCUCGUGUUCUGCGUGGCGGACCCCGCGACGGCGCAGCCGGGCUGGCCCGCGCGGAACCUGGUCGCGCUCGUGUCGCGCAGGUUCCGCGCGACGGCGGCGCGCGUCGCGUGCAUCCGCGCGACGGCCGCCGAGUCCGUCGUGCUCGACGUCGCGCUGCCCGAGGGCUGCGGCCGCGGCGCCGAGAGCCGGGGGGUCGGCUGGGAGCCGAACGCGGCGGGCCGCAUGGGCCCGCGGUCCGUGGACCUGGCGCACCUCAGCGACCCGGCGGAGCUCGCGACGGCGGCGGCGACGCUGAACCUGGAGUUGAUGCGCUGGCGGCUCCUGCCGGACCUCGACGUGGACAAGCUGAAGGCGACGAAGUGCUUGCUCUUGGGCGCGGGCACGCUCGGCUGCGCCGUGUCGCGGAAUCUCGUGGCCUGGGGCGUGGCCCACGUGACCUUCGUGGACUCGGGCAAGGUCUCCUACAGCAACCCGGCGCGCCAGUCGCUCUACGAGGUCGACGACGCCGCGAAGCACAAAGACAAGGCGGUCGCGGCCGCGGACGCGUUACAACGCAUCGCGCCGGGCACGUCCUCGAAGCCCGCGCGCUUCGAGGGCCGGGUCAUGACCAUCGCCAUGCCCGGCCACUCCCUCGCCGGCGACGCGAACGCCGAGCAGGAUUUGCAGGACCUGUCGGCGAUGGUGGACGCGCACGACGUCGUCUUCCUCCUCACGGACACGCGCGAGGCCCGGUGGCUGCCGACGGUGCUCGCGGCGGCGCACGACACGCUGCUCAUCAACGUCGCCCUGGGCCUCGACACCUUCGUCGUGAGCCGCCACGGGCUGGCCGGCCAGGGCCCGGGGAAGCUCGGCUGCUACUUCUGCAACGACGUCAUGGCGCCGAGCGACUCGUCGAAGGACCGGACGCUGGACCAGCAGUGCACCGUGUCGCGGCCGGGCCUCGCGCCCGUGGCGUCGGCGCUCGCCGUCGAGCUGCUCCGCGUCGACGCGAAGGCGCGGCCCCUCGGCAUCCUGCCCCACAGCGUCCGGGGCUUCCUCACGCACUUCCAGACCGUGCUGCCGACGACGCGCGCCUUCGACAAGUGCUCCGCCUGCUCCGACGCCGUCGUCGGCGCCUUCCGGGACCGGGGCUUCGCGUUCGUCGCCGCGGUCGCCGCGGACCCCGCGCACCUCGAGGCCGUCUCGGGCCUCACGGGCAUGAAGGCCGACGUCGGCGACUGGGAGGACGACGACGACGACGACUUUUAGGGUCGUAUGUGUGUGUGCGUGUAUGAAUU